Messenger RNA from Puccinia graminis f. sp. tritici CRL 75-36-700-3, 1321 nucleotides. RefSeq lists its product as uncharacterized. The annotation marks the transcript as partial. The record is from RefSeq and is a predicted model, not a curated record. NCBI's taxonomy places the organism in Eukaryota, Fungi, Basidiomycota, Pucciniomycetes, Pucciniales, Pucciniaceae. The transcript is spliced from 2 exons.
UUUCUAUUAAUUGUUGUGAGUCACCUGAUUGCGCUCUUCCCAGUGUCGCUGCUCGUCCAAUCAACCUUGGCAACUCGACAUUUUGAUUUCUCUGUGAGCUGCACAUAACACUUUCGACGCGACUGCUCCACUUGUGCUUCUCGACUGGAGAAAUAACCCGAACGUUCAUACAUUCAUUGAUACAUUCAUACACACCUCCAAACCCUCCCGGCGUGGCUUCUCUGCUUAGGUAGGAUAGAGCUGCCUCAAAAACCUUCCUUCAUCCCCUUGACUAGUUUCAGGCGGCAUCUUUCAUUUGAUUUCAACUCGCCUUCCCAGCAACUCAUUCAGUUGCCUUGAUGCAUCUUUCAUCGCGAAAUGGGCACCAAGAGGUGUCCAAUUCACAUCUACGUCGCAAGAAACCACCGGCCUUAUCGCGACCAUUUCCCCCCGGCUUCACUCCCGUCAUUGCUGAGGUAUCUCCUUCCAUCCAUCGAUCAGUCAACAAAUCAGACAUCGGUCCUGUCUUUCUACCACCCGCAUUGCGUUCACCGUUGCCCCCAUCUGACGAAAGCUUGCCAAUGGAGAAGCAACGGUCCCGACACAAUCGCCUUCUGAAAACGCCAAUAUCACCGCAUCCGUUGCAAAAGAAUCAAGCGAAAUUGAUUCCCUCGAUCAGGCGAAUUUGUAGUGCCACCCGCCCUUCCCAACGAUCUCCAAGCACUUCUGCUAUAGAUGCAAGUCCUCCGUCCCCCGCUCGAGUUCACUCGGACGAUACUGUCCUGCACCAGGGGCCGGCCUUUUCGACACCAAUCACGAAUCGACUGAGGUCUGUAUCGCAACACAGCUCCAUAAUGAGCAGACCAAAACUGCGUGAUUUGGCGCCUCUACCUUUACCGCAGGGCCCAUUCCAAAAUACUGGCGAUAGCUGCCGUCUCCCACCGCAAGCACAGGCAACUACGAAAACCAGAUUGCCUAGAAUCAGGUCUAUUUCCACAAGUCUCUCCGCGUCCCCUGUCGAACGAGCCAGGAAUUCCAUUUUGACGCGCCGUCCCAAGGACCAACCGGAGAAUUAUUUUAACUGCAAGCCUAAGUCGGUCCGAUCGGUGCGACAUUUAACCCCGGAGCCCCCAACUCCUUGCAGCGCACAAAUGGAUUAUACACCUAGUUCUUAUCUUUGCUUUGACUCGGGUGGCAGCCACCACAUGGGAACGGGAGAAGAGGUCGAGUUACUGAAUAAAUUACCCGAUUACACCUUGGACAAUUGGACUGGAUGGAGGAAGGAGAUUCUUCUCAGCGCUUGUGACUCCUCUACCUCCGACGAACCCUCAAUCUUAGAUGA